AUGAGCGAAUCCGCUGCGGAAGUUAUUUUUCCACCGAAAUAUAUCAGAACUAUUAUAGACAAAACCGCCCAGUUCGUGGCAAAGAAUGGCGAUCAGUUUGAGCAGCGUAUACGAGCAGAGCAGGGCGACGGAGCCGCCGGCUCCGCCGCGAAAUUCGCCUUCCUUAAUCCGAAUAACGCGUACCACGCAUAUUACAGACUCAAGCUUACGGAACUUAAGAGUGGCAUAGAUGUGGAAAUCAAGCCUUCCAUACCGCAGGCGAUCCUAGACAGGCGCAAGAAGCUCGAAUUGAAGAAUGAGUUCAAGGAGAGGCUGCUGGCGCUCACGGAUUUCGGCGCGAGCGGCGCGGACGAUGAAAUCGACGAACCGGAGAAGGAUACCUUCACCUUUACCCAGCCCUUCGUAGCUGCCAUGGACAUGGAUAUCAUCAAGGCAACUGCUACAUUCGUUGCAAGGAACGGGCAGCGAUUCUUGGUCGAACUCGCAAAGCGCGAAAAAAGCAACCCGCAAUUCGACUUCCUCAGCCCGUCGCAUUGCCUCUUUGGUUUCUUCACUAGUCUCACCGAGUCCUACACGAAGUGCCUGCUGCCGACAAAGCCGCAGAUAGAGAAGCUUAACACUGUCGCCAAAGACAAAAUCGCCUACCUCAGGCAGUGCCAGAAGAGGGCAGACUGGGAUGCGCGUGAACAGGCAAAAGCCGCAUCAGAGGAAAUGCGAAAAGCCGAGGAGCGCAUGGAAAUGCAGUCAAUCGACUGGCAUACAUUCUUCAUCGCAGAAACAAUCACUUUCACUCCUAACGAAGAGGGGCUACCGCCGCCAAUCGACUUCACGCAACCAGGAGCUGCCAUGCUGCUCAUGACACGCAACCCAAGGACAGCCGCAACGGCAAGGAACAGUGGUGAACAAUUAACAUCGGUCCUUCCGCUGGACGCGGAUCAAAUCGAUCCGGACGUUCCCGUGAUCGUGGAUGCUGAAGCGGUGGAGACCGAGGAGCCAUCCACUGCUGAUGUUGCAGCACCGGAACCGCAGGAAGCAGACAAUGCGGCGCCAAUAGAAACUGUGACCGCCGUCUCGAAGUUCUCGGAUGCGCCUGAGAGUUAUAAAAGACGUGUUGCCAGAGACAAUGACGUUAGCAUUGUACAGGACGGAGAUGAAAUCAUCAAGGUCAAAAAGUCAUAUACAAGGAAAUCAAAGGCGCAAACUGCGGUCGAGAUGCAGAGAUGCCCUAUUACAGGCCAGAUGAUACCAGCUACCGAAAUGUCAGCGCACCUGAAGAUACUUCUGCUCGACCCCAAGUGGAAGCACCAGAAAGAGCGUUUCAUAGAGAAGGCCAUGAAAGAAAGCGCAUUCGCACCAUUAGAAGACGUCGAGGGAAACCUUGCAUCGUUCGUGGCGGGCAGGCCCGACCUUUUCGGCACGGCCGACGAUGAGUUGCUCGACCACACAAAGUAA
This is a messenger RNA of Babesia ovata, 1452 nucleotides long. Its product is annotated as surp module domain-containing protein. The transcript is spliced from 7 exons. Gene Ontology annotation, cellular component: U2 snRNP; U2-type prespliceosome; catalytic step 2 spliceosome. Gene Ontology annotation, biological process: regulation of alternative mRNA splicing, via spliceosome; mRNA cis splicing, via spliceosome. The record is from RefSeq and is a predicted model, not a curated record. Lineage: Eukaryota; Apicomplexa; Aconoidasida; Piroplasmida; Babesiidae. Bases 1 to 1452 code for a protein of 483 amino acids. Gene Ontology annotation, molecular function: RNA binding.